Salarias fasciatus (jewelled blenny) is the source of this 6136-nucleotide messenger RNA. RefSeq names its product synaptotagmin-like 2b (gene sytl2b). Gene Ontology annotation, cellular component: exocytic vesicle; plasma membrane. Gene Ontology annotation, biological process: intracellular protein transport; exocytosis. Gene Ontology annotation, molecular function: neurexin family protein binding; small GTPase binding. Lineage: Eukaryota; Metazoa; Chordata; Actinopteri; Blenniiformes; Blenniidae. The transcript is spliced from 20 exons. Bases 65 to 4954 code for a protein of 1629 amino acids. The record is from RefSeq and is a predicted model, not a curated record.
GGGAAAUACAGCAGCAGCUGGUGUGAAGACGACAGCUGAGUGAGGAGGAGGAGGAGGAGGAGCGAUGAUUGACCUGAGCCACCUGACGGAGGAGGAGCAGGAGGUGAUCAUGACGGUGCUGAGGAGAGACGCUGAGCUGAAGAAAGCAGAGGAGGAGCGAGUCAGGAAACUGGAGAAAAUCCUGAGCGGCGGGCCGCAGACGGACAGCAAGCUGAAGUACCUGACGGGCGAGUGGUUCUACGAGGCCAAGUCUCAGAGGCACUCGGACAAGAUCCACGGCUCCGAGAUCAUCCUGGCCUCCAUGAGGCAGGGCCGGGCGGCCAGCCUGGACGGGUCUCUGAGAGUGGACCGGUCCAGGAUGUCCAGCAGUCGCGGUUCAGACAUCGUGCCCCCGCAGAAACCCGCCAGAUGUUUUGAGGCACAGCAGCCGAAGCAGAGAAACGAUGCAGAGAAAGAAAACCAGGACUCAUCAGUUUGUUCUCCCAGACUGCCGAGACACAACCCUUUUAACCGCCCGUCUCUGAUCGUUGUUGAGCCUCCUGAAAACAGUUCUGACCUCUCGACCAGUCGGGACCCAGAGACAGCGCCCGUCUCUCCGCUGAAGAGCCGCCCAGCGUGUGAGGCCAGCCAGGCGGAGGCCUCCGUCACGCCAGACGCCUCCUCUGUGGCUUUCAGGCCGGUGCCGAAGAAAAGGACGUUUCUCGCAAGACGGACAGAAGGCACCUGCUCUGGGGCAGACGCUCCGGGCGGGUCGGCGGCGGUCGUUCCCGCCCCGCGGCGAAGCCUCCAGCAGGCGUCCAGCGGCAGCUCUGAGUCGUCCCGCCCAAAGAGCCGAGAAGAAAUGCCUCCGAAAGCCGCAGCGCCGCUGCCUGAUGGGAUACCUCAGCCUGUUCAGCCGUCCAGGCCUGCAGGCGGACGUCCAGCGCAGCCGCCACGCCACGCAUCGCAGGUCUCCUCCAACUCCAGUCUGGAGAGACCAAGACUCACCGCCUCUGAAAAAACUGACAGACCAGCCGUGUUCACCAGGAGCAGCAGCUCCAUCGAGAGGAAGAGUCAGCAGAGGACUGAAGAAGAAGAAGAAGAAGAAGACAGUCGGACACAGAGAGAGCAUCCAGAUUUAAAUCUCUUCAGAGAGAUCGGCAGCCGCAUGGACCCGGCAAUGACCCCGGCAAUGACCCCGGAGGAGCUCAGUUUACCCCAAAGCACUGUGGAUCCAGUUCCUCCGAUAUCCUACGAUCUUCACUUCAUCGAUCAGUCCGAUCAGUGUGUCCAGAGGCCCGGUCAGACACACGUCUUCAAACUGUCCACUCAGACCAGCAGUCCCGACGGAGACGAGGAGGACUCCAUCGCCAAGGUGCUGGACUGGUUCAGCCGCAGCGUGGACAGCAGUGAGUGGCUGAACUCUGACGAAGGGCCAGAAGCCACAAAGUUCUCCGAGGUCGGCUCGUCAAGACGGGAGGAGCCGUCGGCCGACACCACCGGGAGAAAGAGGGAGAGUCUGAUGAAAAGACUGACCGCCGAGGAGGAGAAAGACUUCAGAGGUUCAGGCAGGAAAGGUGGAAAGGAGCUGAUCGAAACUCAAGGAAAACUGAAGACGAGCACAGGAGAGGGAAAGGUCUCACAAGACGGAGAAAACAGUGUUGAUGAGAACCAACCUCCGAAAAUCUCUCAUCUGAAGUCGUUCUGGGAGAAAAGCAACGCCGGCCCUAAAAUACUCGUCAGCAAAUUGGUCACACCAGCCGACAAAGGGCAAAAGCCUCCUGAGCAGCCAGCAGAGAAAGCGUCUGAUAUCCUCUCUGCUCCUCGAUCACACAGCGAGAGAGGGACUCCCGGCAAGAUCACCUCCAGCCGCAGUGACGAGAGGGAGCAGCAGCUGGUGAUCAACCCACGGACGGACAGUUUGCAUCUUCAUGACCAAAAGCACGCCGACCAUCCGGUGACGCAUUCGCCUCAAAGACGCAACAAUGACGUAACGUACAGCUCAGAUUAUUUUAUAUUGCUGAACAGUCCUCAAGCGGCCGACCGAAGCUCAGAAAUGGAAACGCCAUGUGUCACCAAACGCAGCCCAGGUUUAAAAUCAGCCAACGGCCUCGUAGCUGAGACCACCGCUCCAGUCAGACCAUUCAGGGAGGAGCCGUCGAGGAUCGUUCCUGCAGCUCAUCUAGAUGCAAAUCUGCAAACCAGGGGAAGUCUAGACUCAGAGCAGGCCCCUCUGUCCAGAAGCAGUCCAUACAUGGACUACAAGCUAAGUGUUAAUGAUGUGCAAAUCCCCACGAAAGCACAUAUUUACAGUGAGGCAACUGAAGAGAGAAAAAGGAGGGACUCUGAGGACAAAGGCACGUCUCAUAAAGCUAAAGAUGAAUCUUUGGGUAAGGACAGAGCUCAUAGUCCUCAUUCUAAUAGGCAAGAAAGUACAGCAGAGAAGAUCAAGCAGCUCAAGUCCUUCUGGGAGCAGGAGAGGAGCAGGCCCAUAGUCUAUACAGGCAAACCAAAACCCUCUGAAGAUGGAAAAGCUGCACGUGGAGCCAAUCAGGCAAAGCUGAAUAAAAGAUUCACAAAGUCGGAGUACGACCUGAGGUCACUGGGGAAUGAAUUAGACAGCGAUCCGGAGCACACCAACAAAAAUCAUCCCAAUUUCACGGUUGUUCCUCUGAAUCAGAGACUAGAGAAGGUUUCUCCGAGCCUCAGCGCGAGCCGGUCGCAGUUCAACACCUUGCGUGAUUUCUGGGACGACACCACGUCGGACUCCAAGGGUCUGUCUCCUUAUGACAAACCGAAAAGCCCCAAAAGAAAAGAGCCCACAGCUGCACAGCUGCCCUCCUUGGAGGCUAAAGGUGGCGAGACACAGGUGUAUCGAUUAGCCUCGGCAGCCGAGAAAAGCAGACCACCGGUCACGAAAUCAUCUCCGUCUCAUCAGAUCCGACCGAAGUCGCCGCACGACAGACAGACAGGAACCGGACCGAGAGUUCUGAGUGACGGCAAAAGCAGCCAGCACGUGUCAGCAGAGCAGAGGCAGUCCAGGAGGGGCCUGAAGGACUCCGGUCGAGAGGAGAGACCUCCCAAACCCCAGAGCAGUCCACGGAAAGACAUCCGCUCCCCCAAGAGAAAGGACAGCUUCAGCAUGUCCAGCAGUCGUGGAAACUCUUUGCGUCGCGCCACCAGCAUGUUCUCCCUGAGCGCUCCGGACGACGCGGACCAGAGCCAGCUCCGGAUAGACGUCAGCCCCGUGCACUCUCACAGCAGGAAGCAAAGGCAGGGCGCCGACAAAGGCAGCGCGUCCAGAGAGGAGGCUCUGACUCCCCCGCUGGCGCGGGCGUUCGUCCCCACCGAUUACCGCCAUUACCUGGGGAUGACCGACAGGACCAGCGUACACACCUCGCUCGCCCCGGCCGCCGAGGACGAGGGCUCGGAGGGAAAGUCCGGGUACGAACCCGGCCCUGGGGGACUGGUGAGAGCCAGCACGCCGGUGAGCGGCGAGGAGCGUCACGGCUGGAGGGACGGCAGGGCGGGCCAGCGCCCCCUGUGGGCGACCUACAGCAGUUCAGACACGGGGCAGGAGUCGUCGCUCAGCAGUACGUCAGAAAGCUGGUCGUCCUCCAGAAAAAACCGUGAGAAUGAUGAUGAGCAGAAUCCUGUGAAGAAGGCGCUGUGGCGAGCAGAAAUACGGCCCAAAAAUCUGGCUAAGAGCAUGGAGGACAUCACAGGACCUUUAUCACCGCGACAGGAAAGAAGACCCGACCCGACUUCAGAGCUCAGACGCAUUAGUGAUGUUUCAUCCAUCCCAUCGCCCUCUUCGUCCCUGUUUUCUGACUCAGACUACCUGAAGGAAAUGAGCAAAUCUGUGCCUUCGUUCCUCCAGAACGAGGAUGCAGACAGAGGCAAUGCCGCCCUGUUUGAGAACGGUUACCAUCCGGGACGGCUGUCGACGGGCAGAUCAAUCACUAACCUGAGCAGCUCCUCUGGCAUGAAGCCCGUGUCUCCUCUCAGCGGGAGCGUGAUGACCAUGUACAGCGCAGACUUUGGGAAUGUGGAAGUUCAAGGACACAUCCAGUUCUCCAUCAACUACAUUCAGAGGCUGCGGGAGUUCCACAUCUUCGUGGCUGAGUGUGGAGACCUGGCUGCGGUGGAACCCAAGAGGGGCCGCUCCGAUCCGUACGUCAAAAGCUACCUGGUUCCUGACAAGGCGAACCUGGGAAAGAGGAAGACGUCAGUGAAAAAGAAGACGCUAAAUCCCACUUUCAACGAGAUCCUCAGAUAUCGUGUUCGCUUGGAGUACCUCCGCACCCAGACGCUCAUUCUCUCCGUCUGGCAUCACGACACCUUUGGCAGGAACAGCUUCUUGGGUGAGGUGGAUGUGGACCUGUCCAAGUGGGACUUCGACCACACCCAGAUGAACUACUUAGCCCUGAAAGCAAGGGCAACGCCCACUCUAGCGCCAUCCAGUGGGCAAGGAGAGAUGAGAGUCGCCAUACGUUUCCUGCCACAGAUCAUCCACAGUGAAGGUAAAGAAGGUCACAACACCGGAGAGAUUCACAUCUGGGUCAAAGAAUGCAAGAACCUACCUCUGAUCAGGGCCACCAUUGAUCCAUAUGUGAAGUGCUUCGUGCUGCCGGACACCAGCAGGAAGAGCCGGCAGAAGACGCGUGUGCUGCGCAGGACGGUGGAUCCGGUCUUCAACCACACCAUGGUCUACGACGGCAUCCGGAAUGUGGACCUGACCGAGGCCUGCGUCGAGCUCACCGUCUGGGACCGAGACAGACUGGCCAGCAACCUGCUGGGAGGCCUGAGGCUCGGAGCCGGAACAGGCAGAAGUUACGGUGCGGCAGUGGACUGGAUGGACUCCAGUCCUUACGAGGUGGCGCUGUGGGAGCGCAUGAUCGCCUCCCCAAACGAGUGGGUGGAGGACGUGCUGCCGCUGAGGGUGCUGAACUCUGCGAAAACCGCCUUCAUGUAAACACCGCUGCCUCAAGACCCUGCUGAACACCGUUCGUCACAGUUCAGUCUGGAAGUACUUUUGAAGUGUUCCAAUGAAAAACUGGAUUAAACAACAUGGCUGUGAUCUUACAAAAAAAACGUCUGGCGCUGUCUAGCAAAGCAAAGUCCCGACAAACAAGAGCAACAUUGUUACUUUCUUAGCUGAACCUCCUCAGGUUCAAGCAAGAUUUCUCAGUCAGUUAUACAGUAUUGGUUCACAGCAACACUGAAUCAAAUUUAGUCGACGACUCAAAGUAAAAAGAAAGGAAACGACGUCAUCUGGCUAUUUUAAAGCUGCAGACAGGAAAACAACUGCAGAAUCGCUCUCCGUAGACUUGUGAGUCAGUUCAGUCUGUGUAGGCUACAGUUUGGCCAAACAUUCACCCUUCAUCAGGAUUUUCACAGAACUUCAAAUAUUAUGACUAAAGUGUGAAAGAAGAAGAAAAAAACAGGUUUAUAAGCUAUUUCAACAACUCUUCCUCACUCCAUAUGAAGGGAUGCGUGCACACAGGAACACUGCUCUGAAGGCAACUGCCAGCUGAUGAAGAGCCACUGCACUGUCAGUGAAUAUUUACACAAGAAGAAACUUGUGUAAACUAUAUGUGUGGAGGCAUUCUCUUCAUUUGAUGUGAUUUAAAAAAAAGCCACACAGCUGUAGUGAUUCAUAUACAUUUUGCACAGUCGUGGCGGAAGUUAACCAGCUUUGCAAGCAGAAGCAUUCAUAACUCUUAAAGCGUUAAUCAGUUAAGUACUAUGUAAACUGCGCAGCACUUGCAGAUUAACCAGACACUCGCUGGCAUAAUCACCAUUUUAUAAACACAGCUGGCUUAAACGAAACAGAUGCUGACUUCCAUGUGAAAAAUUCCACACCAGACCUUUAAGAAAACCUCCGUCAUCGUUACGUCUUCACUCAAGCAGCUGGAUCUCCCGAACACUUUUUUCUCCCCUCAGGUUUACACUGACUUUGACAACAUUUUUACACACCUGUAUGGACACGACAGCAGGUGUGGUGUGUAUUGUAAGGUCUGUUCCACUCAGCUCUAUUAAACUGAAAUUGCUUUGAAAAAAAUGGAACUCAUCUCCUUUGAUUUUACGUUUUUAUUGUGAUUAAAAAAAAAAAAAAAGACAGAAUGGACUGAGUGACACGUUAGUUUUUAUUAUA